Molecule: messenger RNA, 1959 nt
Organism: Phascolarctos cinereus (koala)
Lineage: Eukaryota; Metazoa; Chordata; Mammalia; Diprotodontia; Phascolarctidae
Gene: TFPI2
Product: tissue factor pathway inhibitor 2
Molecular function (GO): serine-type endopeptidase inhibitor activity
Source: RefSeq, a predicted model, not a curated record
CGCCCCCGCGUACCCACCCUGCCCCAACCCGACCCGCUCCGCCCCAGGGCUGGGCCCAGAGCAAGGGAUGAUCACUCCCCUAAAUAAAUCCGGAACCCCCUCCUGGCCCGGCCAGCACCCGCGGGCGCACAGGCUGAGACUCAGGAGCUCGGAGCCAGCCGCCUUCCGUCCUACAGUCAAUCAGUCUACCGCCCAACUCUCAUCCUCUCAUCUUGGACCCGGACCGGAACGCACUCCCUUCAUCAUGCUCACGCUCCUGCUGCUGCUGUGGUCCGCUCUGCUGCCCCGGCCGGCGCUGGGGGAGCCUCUGCUAGAGUCCAGAGACGUCCCCCCGGCGCGCUGUCUUCUGCCCCCGGAUGAAGGGCCAUGCCGCGCCCGCCUUCCCAGCUACUAUUAUGACCGCCACCUGCAGAGCUGCCGCCUCUUCUUCUUCGGGGGCUGCGAGGGCAACGGCAACAACUUCGAGACCCUGGAGGACUGUGAGCAGGCGUGCGGGUGGAUUCCUAGAGUUCCCAAAAUAUGCAGGCUGGAAGUCAGUGGAGCAGAGUUUGGGGAGUACCAGGAGCGAUAUUUCUUCAAUCUCAGUUCCAUGGCCUGUGAGAAGUUUGUAUUCCGUGGUGGUCAUGGCAAUCACAACCAAUUCCCAGAUGCUGCCAUAUGCAAGAACUUUUGUGCUCCCGUGAAAAUACCCCACUUCUGCUAUAGCCCACGGGAUGAGGGGUCUUGCUCAGCAAAUGUGACUCGGUACCAUUUCAACUGGAAAAGCAAAAUCUGUGAGCCCUUUACCUACACCGGUUGCGGUGGCAAUGAAAACAACUUUGUCUCCCUGAGGGACUGUGUCCACGUCUGUGUGAAAGCCCUGAAGAAAAAGCUCAGGAAGAUGCCCAGACUGAGCUUUGCCAAGAGGAUGAAGACAUCCAAGAAGCUUCCCUGAUCAUGUCCCUGCCUAGGACCCCCAGGACUGGGACGGAAGGGUUGGCACUCAUGUGGUGACACACGGGAAAACAAGAGAGAUCACAUUGGCCGAGCUGCUCCAUGCCUGGGAUUCAGAAGCUGUUAUUAUAUGUUGCAUGCUGUCCUGUUACUGGCAGCUCUUUGCUAAGGAUCUGCAGCUCAUUGGUUCACUUCUUGACUAAGCCCUGUAGGACAUAUUAGCCGAGGGUCACCCUUCUAUUAUUCUAUUCUCUUCUGCUCAUUCUUGUGGGGUCUGAUUGGGAACAUUGAGCCACUGGGCUCUUAGAAGAAGAUAUGGUUGAGGGUCUUCAAGCAUGAGGAAAAUAUUAGACCCUAUGUUUUCAAGAAGUGGAUUUCUGAGGGUGGAAAAAAGAAAAGCACUGGCUGAAUGAGGCUCCUCAAGUGUCAGCAGCUCUGUGAAUCUGAAGACAGAGGUCCUUUGUCUGACCAUUGUUAGACCCAGGUGUAGUCCUCUGCCCCAAUUGGUGUAGGAUGGCUGAAGCAUGGCUGGGGGGGGGAAGGGGAGGGGGAUGAGGCUGUGACAGCACCUUUGACCCUGGCAUCUAAGUCCUCCUCCCAGUAACCAGCAGCCUCUCAAGUGCCCAACACCAGGCACAAUGUGCCAACCAGGCACUUACCCUUGUGAGUAAAAAGGCCAGGGAGCCCCUGCUGCAGUCAUGUGGAGCAGUCUUGGAAUGUGCUUCUUCUCAGCAUGACUCAAGGUUAGUGAAAACGCUAGAAGUUGGGCUUUUUAGGGCAGGAAAGAUGAGAGUGCUUAACUUUUCUCGAGUUUGAGAAUCCACUGUCAGAAACAAGAAGCCAGUUCCGAAUGUGGAAAGGGGAGGAGGAGAAAUGGAUGAGCAAGACCUUUUUUAGGGGCUUACCUGCCCAAGUUGUGAUGCAGCAGCUCUCUGCCCUGCUGUGGACACACCUGUGCCAUCUUCCCUGGGGGUCCGUGCCUCUGCCCAUUCACCCUGACCAGGAGUCUCUUCCUCUUUAGCCCCU